AUGAUGGACAAUGCAUCCAUAAUAACCAGCUCUGCCCGCACCGUGUUCCCUCAAGGCCCCAGUUUCACCCUCGAGGACUUCUCCAGCCGGGACUUCAUUGUCAAGGAGUUCAUUGAAGCUCUUUCCGAUACGGCGAUCUCCAAUCGUCGCUCGUUAGCCGGUACUGCCGCUGCCAACCAACCCUUCGAUCCCAAACCCCUCAUCCGUACCUUCGAAAGCGCCCAACGUCGCUUGAGCGAGCUCUCUGGAGACCUUGAGCUCCGGGAGAAUGAACUUUCAGCAGCGGUCCGACGCGCAGAAGCGCAGCAUGGCCAGAACCUCACCACCCUCGGUCAGAAGCUCCGCCACACCAUCGAAAACUUUCAACAGCUUGACACGUCUCUAAAUGUGCCCGGCCGCGAGAAUCCAGCAGGGACAGGGAACAUGGCAGUCGAGACAGGAAAGCGCUUGGAGGAGCUAGACCGCCAGCGCCGACGAGCCCUGGACGCCCAUUUCCUCAUUCAAUGUUGGGAUGGCGUGUGUAACCGAGGCGAGCUCUCACUAUUAGAGGGGCUGCGGCGAUCUGGCACGGGAGAGGCCAAGGUGCGCUCCGCUCACAUCGCGCGCCAACUAUUGCGCAUUAGUCAACGGCUGGACCCGCAGAGUUGGCAGGAACAUCGCGCUCACUCGAAUGGUGCGAAUGGUGGGUUCGGAAAUAGCUCUUCGUCUGAGGAUAUCAGCGAGAGCAGCACCCCGCGGCGGAAUACGCGGGAGAUUAUUGAGAAGUUCUCUGAGACACUGGAGAAGGAUUUGCUGAAGCAGUUUGAUGAAUUCUAUCGCAAGGCUAACUUUGACGGCAUGAAGGAUUGCGCCACUGUGUUGCAGGAUUUCAAUGGCGGUGCCAGUGUCAUUGCAUUGUUCGUCAACCAGCAUCAGUUCUUUAUUGAACGCAGCCAGCUGGUGACCGAGGAAGUCGGCGGUGAUCCGGAGUCGUGGGAGAAAUUGGCUGAUCCGGACGCGGAGCUUCCUGGCGUUGAAUCUAGCCUCCAGUCGUUGAUCGAUGAAGUAAAGGUUGUGGUUCAGGAGGAGUCUGCUAUUAUUCGGCGGGCCUUUCCAUACUACGAGCAGGUCUUAGGCAAGUUUUUACAACGAGUCUUCCAGCAAUCUAUCCAGCAGCGACUGGAAAUGGUGCUGGAGAAAGCGGCUGGUGUGUCUUCACUCGCAUUCCUCCGUUGUCUGCAAAGCUCCCGUGGCUAUAUCAGUGCCUUGAUCGAAGAUCUGAAGUCGCAUGGCUUGACCGAGCAUCCGGAGCCUGUGUCUUCGCAGACAGCUGUGUUGCUAGAUCAGCAGCUAGAGGAGCUUUUUGUUCCUUAUUUCGUUGGGUCGUCUUACAUCGAACGCGAGAAGCGGACGUUAGAAGAACUCUUCAAUGCGGUCCUGUUCAGAUUUACAUCCUACCAUGCCCGCCGAAAGAAGGCGGCAACAACUUUCAUGGCCUCGUUAUCCCGGGCUGGAUCAGAGCUUCUUUCGACUACACGCGAUGCAUUUAUUAGCCGGUUGGACUCACCAGAGGUCUCACCUAUCCAGCGAAAAGUUCUGCUCAGCGUAGCCAAGAUAGGCGAUACGCUGGAGACAACUCGAUUGACCGAAAUCAAGCUCACAGAAGAAGAUGGACAACCCAAUCUCAGCGACGCUAAGCGGAUGCUGAAGUGGUUGGCCGAAGCCGUGGGCCGGGGACUGGAGCUCAGUGUCAACAGCGACACACCCAAAGAUGUCUCCGCCUUGCUCAACCUGCUUCUCCUCGCGAUGGGAGAGGGAUAUGUGGAUGUUUGUCUAGACGCCGCUCUGGAAGCGGCUACGUCGCAAGAAUCCGCCAAGGCCGAACCCGACUUCUCCUACCUCUUCUCGGCUCGCACCACGAUCAGUAUUACCACAUUGAUGGUGAUGUGCAUCCAUGCGGUCCUUCUCCCUCUAUCAGCUGCGAGCAUCACCACCCGCCGGGAUAUGGAGAAGCGCACUAGCCAAACCACCUCACGCAUCGAGGACAAAAUCAACAGUAUCGAGCAGAAAACUAUCGACACCACAUUUGCCUGGGUUAGCAGAUUGCUAUCCAACCAGAAGAAGAAUGACUUCCGGCCAAGGGAAAGUGAUAACACCGCAUGGUUAGAGAUGCUACAGACUCCAACCUGCGCGUCAAUUACCUCGUUCCUAAGCCGCGUCCACAACAUUGCGCGCAGCUCCCUCCCAUCCAGCGGUGCCAAUGUGCGUCAAGUGCUGACCGAGAUAGCCCUUGGAGUGCGCAGCCUUCUUCUUGAACACUUCAAACGGUUCUCUGUGAGUGGACCUGGUGGACUAAUGGUCACCAAAGACAUGACGCAAUAUGCAGAUCUCUUUAAAUCCUGGGACAUUGACGAAGAGACUAAAGGUCCCGGUGGCGCGCUGGACGUGCUACUGGAAGUUGGCAGCUUAUUUGUGAUUGGGUCUGAGGCUCUCCGUGAACGAAUCCGUGGUGGUGCUGCCACGGCCAGCGGACCCGGGGCCUCGGGACGCAAUGUUACCCAGGAGGGUAAGUUGAGUGUUCAGGAGGUGCGGGCUUAUGUCUCGCGCCGUGAGGACUCCAAUACAUUUGCUAUGCAGCAGGUUCUUAAUGCACUGUGA
Penicillium coprophilum is the source of this 2637-nucleotide messenger RNA. RefSeq names its product exocyst subunit SEC10. NCBI's taxonomy places the organism in Eukaryota, Fungi, Ascomycota, Eurotiomycetes, Eurotiales, Aspergillaceae. Gene Ontology annotation, biological process: Golgi to plasma membrane transport; exocytosis. The record is from RefSeq and is a predicted model, not a curated record. The transcript has 2 exons. Gene Ontology annotation, cellular component: cytoplasm; exocyst. The coding region runs from base 1 to 2637 and encodes 878 amino acids.